This is a messenger RNA of Dendrobium catenatum, 1081 nucleotides long. Its product is annotated as protein UBASH3A homolog. Bases 18 to 857 code for a protein of 279 amino acids. The record is from RefSeq and is a predicted model, not a curated record. The transcript is spliced from 4 exons. NCBI's taxonomy places the organism in Eukaryota, Viridiplantae, Streptophyta, Magnoliopsida, Asparagales, Orchidaceae.
GAGAGCGAGAGCGGGAGAUGGCGGAGUCACUCCAAACUGGAGGAGGACAAGCAAGCGGCGUCUGUAAGGAGAGGCAGGGGUGGACGCAGAACGUGGUGAUAAUGAGGCACGGUGACAGAAUCGACGCGGCAGAACCUCUGUGGCUGUCUCACGCAGAUCGGCCAUGGGAUCCACCGCUGACGGAUACUGGCAUGAUUCGGGCUUGGACGACGGGAAAGAGACUGAGAAACGUUGGCUUCCCUGUCCACCGAAUCAUCGUUUCCCCUUUCCUCCGUUGCCUCCAAACCGCCGCCGAGGUCAUCACCGCCCUCUGUUGCGUUGUUGACGACGAAACCCAUCUUCUCUCCAUGGAGACUAGUGCGGGCGCAGUGAUCGAUCCUACUCGCGUUAAGGUAAACAUAGAAUAUGGAUUGUGUGAAGUUUUUAGUAUGCCAGCAAUGAGACUCAGCGCACCUCCUAAAGAUGGAAUGUGGCUUCCUGAUGUUUCAGAGCUCGAGGCUUUGCUACCAGCAGGAACUAUAGAUCAUUCUGUUGAACCAUUUAAACAGCAGUUGCCUUUAUGGGAGGAGUCACUGGCUGUCGCAAGGGAGAGAUACCAUACUGUCAUUGAGGCUCUAGCUGACAAAUUUCCACAUGAGAACUUAUUGCUGGUCACGCAUGCUGAAGCAGUUGGGGUUUCUAUUACGUCUCACCUCAAGGAUGUUAUUGUAUAUGAAGUCGAGUACUGCGCAUAUACGCACUUACAAAGGCAGUUUUACACCGAAAAUUCUAAGGCUGUUACUGAAGGAGGCUUCAAGUUGCUAGAGCAGCCAAGCUGGUCUCCUAUUUUGCUGAUGAAGUUGCCAUCUUCUUCAUAAAAGAGACCGGCUCUUGAAUAUAAUAUUUUUCAGGUGCGUUCAUCUUGGUAUUAGCGGUUUUCUGACAGUGAUUAUUACGCUCUUAUUGCUAUUUUAAUGUAAUAAAGAUCCUGUUUUGAUGAAAUCUGGAGAUUAGAGAACAACGACAUGGCUAACCUUACUUUGAUUCUCUUUUUAAGAAAGUGUUUUUUACAGUUUUGAUUUUAUUAUUCUUUGACAUAACA